Molecule: messenger RNA, 1089 nt
Organism: Ipomoea nil (Japanese morning glory)
Lineage: Eukaryota; Viridiplantae; Streptophyta; Magnoliopsida; Solanales; Convolvulaceae
Product: 50S ribosomal protein L15, chloroplastic
Exons: 4
Coding region: 56-859 (267 amino acids)
Biological process (GO): translation
Cellular component (GO): cytosolic large ribosomal subunit; ribosome
Molecular function (GO): structural constituent of ribosome
Source: RefSeq, a predicted model, not a curated record
CCUUUUAUCCUUACUUUGGCUCCAGUCCCCGUUAUCUGCAGCUGCACGCACGGCCAUGGCUUCCCUUCUCUCCCUAUCUUCCCCAAUCCCUUCCACUUCCAGUGGAGCAGUCUAUCCUCAACUCUGCUCCGCAUUCAAGGGAAAUGUGAGCAUUUUGAAAGCAAACCGAAGUCAAUUUCGAUGUUUAAAACUCAGCAACCAAAAACCCAGUUCAAGAACUUCAUUCACUGUAUUCAACCAAGCUCCAGUUUUAGCAGAUACUAUGACAGCUGCAGUCCGAUUCCGGCUCAAUAACUUAGGCCCUCAACCUGGGUCUACUAAGAACCGGAAGAGAAAGGGUAGGGGUCACUCGGCUGGGCAAGGGGGCAGCUGUGGGUUUGGGAUGCGAGGUCAGAAAUCAAGGUCUGGACCUGGAGUCCGAAAGGGGUUUGAAGGGGGCCAAAUGCCACUCUAUAGGAGAAUUCCCAAGCUCAGAGGCAUUGCUGGAGGUAUGCAUGCUGGACUACCAAAAUAUGUCCCAGUGAACUUGAAAGACAUAGAAGCUGCUGGAUUUAGUGAAGGGGAAGAGGUCUCUCUUGAAUCCUUGAAAGAGAGGGGCAUUAUAAACCCAUCUGGAAGAGAAAGGAGAUUACCAUUAAAGAUCUUAGGUGACGGUGAGCUUAGCGUGAAGCUAAGCUUGAAAGCCCGAGCCUUUUCAGAAUCAGCGAAGGAGAAGCUGGAGGCUGCCGGUUGUUCAUUGACUGUUCUACCAGGGCGAAAGAAGUGGGUGAAGCCAUCAGUCGCUAAGAACCUUGCCAGAGCGGAAGAAUAUUUUGCCAAGAAAAGAGCAGCCGCAGAAUCGGCCGACUCUUCUUCUUGAUGCAGCCUAUGUGAGUGAUGUAAUUAGGUCUUGUCAUUUUGUUCUCCAACUAUAAUUUCUUCCCUUGGUUGUAUUACGCUGAAUACUAUAUUCUGUUAAUUCUACAGAUUAGGCACGGUCUAAAUCUUAGAUAUGAGCAUAUUCCAGGUUUUCAAUCUUUCAUUUUAUAGGGAGGAAAUACCUUGUUUGAUUGCCAAUUGUCAUUUCAACGCUAGCUAUUAUUGGUAAAA